CUAACCGAAAGUCAUAUUCAAGAAAUGUUGCCAUUGAGACUUAGUAUUGUUGUCUGCUGUUGAGAGGAAACAACUAGUAAUAGCGCAAGUUAGAAUUUUGACAUGUCACUGAAACACAGAUUUGGGUUUAACUCGCGGAUAUACACAAAAUAUGCAUUGUAUUCGGAGCAUCAACGCAUGUGUAGAAAAAAUACAUGUAUCACUUCACCUGCACUUCCAUCCAAAACUUUCUGGACAGCUGCUGUAGCUAGCUCACGAUAUGAUCCUGCCUUUAACGCCUACAAACAACACUGGAAGGUAAAAGUAAUCACACGAUUGACAGAACAUCAGUGUUUCCCGAGGAUCCAAUUUUCAAGAGGAAUGACCACAUCGAUCAAUACUCUGCAGUAUGAUUUGAAAACCGACAUGACAAAGUCUGGUAGCCGAAAACUAUUUUUUGAUACCCAUGCAGUGGUUCGACUUCUUGAAGACAAUGGCUUUAGCCCCCAGCAAUCUGAGGUUAUAAUGAAAGUGCUGGUGAGGACAACAAACUCCAACAUGGAUACAAUCUAUAAUGAUAUAGUUACCAAAGUGCAGCAGGAGAUUCUGUUGCAGAGGGUGAUGUCUCAAAUUGCAUCUGUAAAAAAAGACAUGAUUAUUCUUGAGAAAAGUGAGUUUUCUACUUUGUUGGCAGAGAAUGAGAAAGUUAAGACGGAACUAUUGCAUCUGAAAGUGCAAUUGUCUGACAUGAUGAAUAAAAUACGAUUAGACAACAUCUUGAAUAUGCAUUUGGAGAAGAGCAGAAUAAAAGAAAUGAAAUCAGAGCAUGAGAAAAGGCUUCUGGAGACACAAACUAAUAUCAUGGAAAUGAAUGCAGAGCAAGAUCGCCAUUUGACUCAAAGCAACAUCAAAAUCGACACAGAAGUGGCAGGAUUAAAAACCAUGUUGGUAUCUCACAAACUUGACACAAUCAAAUACCUUGCAGGUUCAGUUUUCACCUGUCUUACAGUGGUUCUUGGAUUUUAUCGACUUUGGAUGUGAUUCUGCAUGUUGGGCAUGUGACUGCCACAGCCAUUUAGCUGGAAAAAAGUAUUUGUACAUAAUAUUUUGUUUAAAUGAUGAGGAAAAAGUAUUGAAUGUAUAUUUGUGUUUUUCUGAGGUGGUUUGGCUUUUUAGUUUUAUGACUGUAAAAACGGCAAAAAAAAAUUACACGAGCAUCCAGCAUGUUCAAAGCUAAGAUUGAAAUGUUUCAAAAGAUUUAAUUAUGAGGACAAUGCUUGUUCUUACCUGCAACUGGACGGAAAUAAAUCCUUUUAAAAAAU
Osmerus eperlanus (European smelt) is the source of this 1301-nucleotide messenger RNA. It is a transcript of the gene mcur1, whose product is annotated as mitochondrial calcium uniporter regulator 1. Gene Ontology annotation, cellular component: mitochondrion; mitochondrial inner membrane. NCBI's taxonomy places the organism in Eukaryota, Metazoa, Chordata, Actinopteri, Osmeriformes, Osmeridae. The transcript has 9 exons. The record is from RefSeq and is a predicted model, not a curated record. Gene Ontology annotation, biological process: positive regulation of mitochondrial calcium ion concentration; calcium import into the mitochondrion. The coding region runs from base 103 to 1020 and encodes 305 amino acids.